AUGAUCUUCGGCGGCUCCGCUCGAACCUCGAGGGGAACGGCCAUCGCCGCCUUCGUCGCCGUCUGCGUCGUCGUCACGCUCGGCCUCGACGCCCUCCGAAAUCUCCAUCUUUGGCGGCAAGGUUACCGGGUGCGCCUCUCUUCGUCGGGCCUCCACGCCCAUGCUCCCUUCAGCGAAGGGACGGCCGGCCAGUAUGCCGGCGAGCUGCGCGAGUUUUACCUCAAGCAGCUGAGGAAUCCGUCCAUCAAACCCGACGACAACAACUACCAACCCUUUGGCGCCUUCAACUGGACCCUGCCCGCCCCGCCGCACUGGAAGCGGCACCUGGGCGAGAACCUCUGCAUCAUCGACCUCGACAACCGACCCUUCAACCAGUCGCAGGAACUUUUCGGGCCCGAUCUCAUGACGUGGAAACGGGCCACCGAGGUGCACGGCCUGUCCACCGGCAUCCUCAACCACUGGCUAUACGCCAAACUUCACGGCUACCGGUACUACUACGUUGCCAUCGACGACUACGCCGACCGCCGGAGCUCGUGGAAGAAGCCGCCCGUCAUGGGCAGGAUCCUCAAGGAGCACGACGUCUGCAUCUACCUCGACUCCGACGCCAUCUUCCAACGCCUCGACCUGCCCAUGGAGUGGCUGCUCAACUACUGGCAGCUCUACCCCGACAACAACUCCCUCGGCCUCGCCCGAGAUCCCGAAGUCGACGGGAACAAGGACCAGUUCGGCAACAUCUACCUCAACACGGGCUUCAUCGUGGCCCAGAACAACCCCAAGACGUACGAGAUCUUCAACGCCUGGCAAAAGUGCGCCGACGACGGCGAGCCCUAUCCCGAAUGCACAAAGUACCGCCUCAACGCCCCCGGCCAGCCCACCGACCAGGGCGGCUUCGGCAACUACGUGCGCUACAGCUUCAACGAGAGCAUCCGCGUCCUGCCCUGCACCGAGGCCAACGGCUUCCCCGAGACGGACCUCCACUGCAAGGGCCAGUUCAUCCGCCACCUGUGGACUGGCAAGCAUGACCAGAUCAAGAUUGAAGUCGGCGGCCAGCUGCCCGGACCCUUUCUGGAAAUGUUCCACGAGCAGUUCAGGCGCGAAAAGGACACGUUUUACAUGACUGAGAGGGACCUCAUGAACAAGGGCCCCAAGGCGGCGACGAAGCGGAAGCCCCGUGGAGAGUAG
Molecule: messenger RNA, 1182 nt
Organism: Drechmeria coniospora
Lineage: Eukaryota; Fungi; Ascomycota; Sordariomycetes; Hypocreales; Ophiocordycipitaceae
Product: Galactosyl transferase
Exons: 3
Coding region: 1-1182 (393 amino acids)
Biological process (GO): protein N-linked glycosylation
Cellular component (GO): Golgi membrane
Molecular function (GO): glycosyltransferase activity
Source: RefSeq, a predicted model, not a curated record